AGACUUAUAUCUUUAACAGAAAAGUUUUGGUUUUUUAUCAGAUGCUGCUCAUGGAGGAGCUGGUGGUUAUGGUCAAUCCUCAAGUGGAUAUGGAUAUGAUUCUUCAUCAAGUGGAUUCGGUGCUGGUGGUGGUGGUGGUGGUGGUGGUGCUGGAUACGAGAGUUACCAAGGUGGUUUCUCCGGCGCUGGAGCUGGUUACGCAGGACAAUCGAGCUACGAAAGCGGUUCCUACUCAUCGGGAGGUUAUGGAGGUGAAGCCGAUUUAUCUGGAGGCUACGCUGGAUCCGGCUACGGAUCCGGAGCAGCUGGAUUUUCUGGUAAGCAAUUUGUCUGUGAAUAA
Messenger RNA from Didymodactylos carnosus, 340 nucleotides. The record is from the annotation of a GenBank genome assembly. Lineage: Eukaryota; Metazoa; Rotifera; Eurotatoria; Philodinida; Philodinidae.